ACCAAUAAUAUUUGGGAAACGACCAAUAAUAUUUGGGAACCGACCAAUAAUAUUUGGGAACCGACCAAUAAAUCGUGGGUUGCUACCAAAAAAUUAUGGGAAAUGACCAAAAAAUCGUGGGAACGCACCAAUAAAUCGUGGGAACCAACCAAUAAAUCGUGGGAAACCCUGUAAUGAUACACACCCCGUUGGCGAAAUGGAUGGAAAGGGAAGGAGUGCGAGACAAAAUCGUAGCGCGGAUAGUAGGUGCCUGUUUUGUGUGCGCCAAUUUUCCGGAACAACACGUGUUGCGAUCAAGCGUUGUUGCUUAUUGUGAAACGCAGCAAUAAGAUAUACAUAUUCAGCGCCGCAGCAUGGGAAAUUGUGCACAAGACAAGGCAGCUCCAUACGCAAUCGAUGGCUAGAACAAAAUACGCGUAAUGAUUGUGUACGGUGGUGUAAGUGUGUUUGACAGUGAACGAAUGAUGAGCGAAGAAGCAAGUGGUCAAACACGGACCAGCAGCAGUAGCAUCAUAAUCGCAUAUAUUUAAUCGAACUGAAAACAAAAAUCCAGGCUUUCAUUCCGCAAUUUGAGUGAUUUCUUGAGUGGAAGUGGAGUGGAGAGUGGAGAAAACAAAACGGAUGAUUAUAAUAUGUAGGAAAAGGAGAGCAGACAUAGUUUUGUGCAAUAAUAUAUUAUAUACUAUAUAUACACACACAUGUAUAUGUAGCUAAAUGGGACUGAAAAUGCCCCAGCGAGGGAGAUAGAGAGAGCGAACGGUAGUGGAAGAUUGCAAGAUUACCAGAUCGCAGAUAUCGUAAACAUACACAGAUACACAGAUAAAUAAACCACUCUCUCACAUUAGCGUAAGAAGAGGGAGAACCGUUCCAUUUGACCGUUGGAAACCUAGUCCGAUAUGGAGGAAAUCCACAAACACAAAUCCACACUGCAUGUUGUUAUGGUGCGCGCUCUGACAACCGAUAGGCAAGAGGACCUCUCAACCAUCCAGAAGAGGAAUGCCAAUGCCGAGGGAAAAUUAGGGAAAAUCCUUGCCCUGCGUGCUACACAAAAGCUCCCUCUAGAAAGGAAAACAUGAAACCCUCUCGUUGGAAAGUGGGCACAUUCCAGGAGGAACUAAAGCGCGCUCGCGUGUGUUUGUGUGUGUUGUUAUGGCCGGAAGACAUUGUGCUUCAUGCUUCACGCCGCAGACCUUGGGGAUGUUGGAAUAGAGAACAAAAUCGCAUUAAUAUCGCGUUUUUUCGAUGUUUUACCAAAACAAAAAGCCAAUGUGUGCGUGCGCUCCACAAUCCUCUUCCUUCCGUGGGUUAGGAAGUGACAAGAGCCGCCGCCCCGUUAGUAGCGUUGUCGUACCUACCGUUACAAACACACACACACAUCAACAGAUAGAACGAAAUUAUAAUCCACACGUGGCAGUAGAGCAUUGAAGCUGCGUAUUGAUGUUUAGAUUUGGUUUAUUUUAUAUAUCAACGUGUUUAAUAAAGCAAUUGUAUAAGGCGACCUGUGUAUUGUAGAGGAUAAAACAGAAUAAGAAAAAAAAACACACACACAGAGACACACAAGAGAUGAUUGAAUCCACUGGUAGCUCCCAGGAGCGAUUUAUAAUAGUAGCAAAAGGAUUGGAAAAUCGAUCGAAACCCCCAUCAUCACACACACGUCGUAUUAUCGUUUAAUUUCUGAUUUCUUGCCCUUGUUUUUCCUUCUUCCGAUAGUAAUUGUUAAUUCCAUCGUUAUUGGUUAAACGAUCCGUAGGUUAAAAUUACGUUUAUUUUUGUCCUAUUAAAUAAUAUAACUAUAUUCUGUUAUCGCUUUGCCCGCUCACAAAUACUCCAACACCCGAGAAAGAACAAAAACACACAACUACAAAAAGAAAUGCAAUGUUUAGUAUAAAAGAGAACCUCUAACCAAAUGUUAAUCUCGUGUAACGUAAAUUUGAACACAUAGCAACAUUUAUUGUAAAACAAAAUAGUAAGACACAGAGGGAGAGAGACAGAGAGAGAGAUCGAUGGAUUCCCAUAAUGUCUGUUAAAUAAUCUCCAUCGCUUAAAAGCAUUCUCUCUUUCCCCUGUCGUUUUCAAAACCUGCCCCAAAAUAAAGAGUUCAACGAUGGCACUCUGUCCCAUUCUCUUUGAUGUAAAUGUAAACAAAAAAAUCGUUUGUGUUAGUGUCGUUUUGUGGUGUUUAUUACAUUGCUUCAUUUAAAUGAAAAUAUGAGAUAAAGUUCACAAAACAAACAUACAAAUAAUCACUGCACUGUGUCUUUCGGUUGGUGUUGUGCUAAACAAAAGCUUGCGCUAUUCUCCGCUAGAUGGCGCUACUUAGCACACAUUUCAAAUUUAACCGUUUUGUUAAUCUUUCGGAAGCUUACAACCGUUGCUGGGUUUUUUCCUUCAUUUUAUACAAUUGCCAACUACACAAAGCAGUGAUCCACAUCCUGUUCUUCCCUGCCCCGUAUCAUUUCUUUUCUCAGUGACGUCAUACUCAGGUCCCUUUUCGCGUUUGCGAGCCACGCGUGGUUCUGUGAAUGAAUUUGGCACGCGCAAACACUUGUCGAACGAAAAGGUGCUUGCCCUUUUCCGGUACACCGUCUAGACGAAAUCCCCCAACGACUACCACCCACCGACCGCACUUCACCACCGACGCCCGAUGCGCCAUCAUGACGAAGCAUCUAAGGCGCACGAGCGAGCCGAUUGGUGGUUAACCGUGAAAAUUUGGUAAAUCUGGUACACACUUUGCCUGGAAAAUUUACCUCGGUAAUGAAGAGAUGGUUAGAAACAUCAUUAAAACGUAAAGACCUUUGGCUGGCCGCAUAGUGUCGUCUAGCCAGAGCUGUUUUGAGCAGCAACAAAAACGAAUACGAAGAGGGUCUGCUGUAGUGCCCAUAACACAUGGGAAUUCCCAGUUCCUCGAGAACAAGUACCAUUUAUGCUUUAUUUGAACUGUGUUUGAAUUGUAUGUUUGGUUGUGGGUUCAGAAAGUGAUGCUUAUUUCAUAUACAGAUACAUUAAUUAGAUAGUGCAGGACUGCGGCACACACUGAUUAAAGUUUCAUACUCCGCAUAAUCGCACAGUAUACACACAAAAAGCAGAUGUAAAUUGAGAGAAAAUUACCCUAAAGUGUUUGUCUGUACUGUGAAUCGUUUUGUGAUCAACAUCAAAGACCCAUUUUUUUGUUUGCCCCGCUCCCUAUAUAGAGCACGGCGCUUGUGUGUGACUCAUAUCACAGUUAAUCGCAUACGGCGGCCCCCGUGCACUCACAAAGAUCGCAAAGAUCUCACCACGGUUCAAGUUCAAUGUUCCGCGGUUAAACACACUGCUAACAACAAGUGGCGUUUGUAGGCGUGUGUAGGCAACCUGUCGCGUGUACGAUCAUGCGUACGCAUCCAGCUGAUGCGCUGAAGAUGAAGUUGAUGGGUUUGAAGUAUCAUAAGCUUCCCAUCGCAAGCUUCUCCCACCUUCAUUGAAAGGGGUGUGAGGGGCAAUGAGCGAUCUUGCCGCACCGUCAGCUUAGUCAGUCAGCGGUGAGAAGGCUUCGCGUUCGGUCGCACUAAAGUCGCGUGUGUCGCGGAAGUCGUCGAAAUCCCAGUUUCAGAAGUUAUUUGUUUUUGCAGAGCAUUGUUUAGCCAUUCACUUAUUAAUUGAUACAUAAAACAACUUCAAAAAUGGUACAUAAAAAGAUGCUGCAUUUUACAUUAAUAUUGAUGAUUUUGUCGCUUAAUCAUCUUUCGCGCACACUGGGAACUCCUUCGCCCUAUCCCCAUCCAACACUCGCUCCCCAAAAGCCGGCCUGUGGUACGUACGGCCAAAGCCCUUGCGCAUUCGUUCCUGCCCCACCCGGAAUGACGCCCAAGUGUGUCUCACCUGGGUCCACUUUUUGUGAAACGAAUCCCGAUUAUCCUGCCUACCUCAUUAAGCAUCUGGUGGAAACGCUCGGCUAUCAGCGCCUCAUUGCCAACGAAGAGAUGGUCGACUUUGGUGCGAACAAACCGCUGGAAGAGGAGGAACAUCUGCACCAUCAUUAUCAUCACUUUUAUGGGUCAUUUGCGGCGAUGGAUCAAGCUUCCAAGCCACAGGCGCCUAAGCAUUCCAGCCCUGGGUACAGCUACCUUACACCAACGCAACAAUCACUCGGCACGGUAAACUACGAGGCGAAGCGUCCGGCACCGGUUCCACAGCCGAUCUACAUUCCCAAGCCACAGCACUCGUACCACUACAACUCGUACGUUCGCGCGCCAAUGUACAACCGGCAGCCCGAUCGGCAAGGAUACUUUUAUCCAUCCCCCGGGGGUUCUGCUGCUAAUUCGCCUUCCUCAAGCUCUCCAGUAACGCAGUACAGUCCGGCUGAUUGGUUGAAGCGCUUCGCCCGUGAUUUGUCCGAUCGGCAUCGACGCGAGGCACGGUUGGCCGCAUUACGAAGGGUAGAUGGUCCUGCCGAUCCGUUCGACAACGAACCAACACCCUUCCGGUUGCCAUCCAUGGUAAAUGAAACCGUUUAUGAGCGUUUGCUGGCGAAAAACAUGCGCGCAAAGCGACAAGCGGCGGGUGGUGUGAAGGAAACGCUGUGCAGCGUGCGGGAACGAUACAUUACACCGCAGACGGCACUCAACACGAAAGGCAAUUGGAUGUUUGUGGUGAAUCAGGAAAACUCGCGGCAGCUCGUAAAAACGGAAAUUUGUGCGUCAACGGAGUGCUCCAACCUGUGCAGCUUUCCGAUCGGGUACAGCUCCCGGUGCGAGCAGCGGUACGUGCAGAAGCGGCUGGUCACGCUGGACCCGACCGGCCGGACACUGUACGUCGACACCUACUGGUUCCCGAGCUGUUGCGUCUGCUCACUGUACUCGGGAAAUUAGCGGGAAGCGGAUUCGAAGCGGGCCUGCAGUGAGUGAAGAUCGAGUAAAGAGUACAUGAUCGUGCUGAUUUAACAGAA
Molecule: messenger RNA, 4924 nt
Organism: Anopheles gambiae (African malaria mosquito)
Lineage: Eukaryota; Metazoa; Arthropoda; Insecta; Diptera; Culicidae
Gene: spz5
Product: protein spaetzle 5
Exons: 6
Coding region: 3660-4847 (395 amino acids)
Biological process (GO): central nervous system formation; innate immune response; regulation of Toll signaling pathway
Cellular component (GO): extracellular region
Molecular function (GO): Toll binding; growth factor activity
Source: RefSeq, a predicted model, not a curated record